This is a messenger RNA of Linum trigynum, 2885 nucleotides long. NCBI's taxonomy places the organism in Eukaryota, Viridiplantae, Streptophyta, Magnoliopsida, Malpighiales, Linaceae. The record is from the annotation of a GenBank genome assembly.
AUCACCCACCGGAAGAAAACGAACGAGAAAAAUCAAAGAAAGUAAGGAAAGCAGAAGGAAACCAGAGAGAACAUCACCCCGAAAGUGCUGCUCCACCAAAGUUGCAACCUUUUAUGUUUUCUUGAGCUGGAAAUCUGAGGCUGCUCUUUCAAGAUCCGGCCUUUUCCUUUCGGUUCCCUGAGUUUCUUGGAGUUGGCCACUGUGAAGAGGAAAUCUGGGGGUUUCUUUUUGUUUGGAUGGGACUUUGCUGGAGUAAUCAAAUCAAAGCAUAUAGUCCUUCAAAUACAGGGCUGAAUUCGAAGGGUGGUAGUAGCAGAGAUGGCAGAAAUUUGAGCAAUUCGAGUAGCAAGGAUUCAUUACCUCACACUCUUAGGAGUGAAGGUGAGAUUCUGCAGACCUCCAACUUAAAAGUCUUCAGCUUUAGUGACCUGAAGUCAUCUACCAGAAACUUCAGACCGGAUAGUGUGCUUGGAGAAGGUGGGUUCGGAUCAGUCUUCAAAGGAUGGGUCGACGAGAAUUCACUAUCUGCUACCAAACCCGGGAGCGGCAUUAUAAUUGCUGUGAAGAGACUGAAUCAGGAUGGGUUCCAAGGCCACAAAGAAUGGCUGGCGGAAAUAAAUUAUCUUGGGCAGUUACAUCAUCCAAACCUGGUCAAACUGCUCGGCUACUGCUUGGAGGAUGACCAUCGUCUUUUGGUUUACGAGUUCUUGUCCCGGGGCAGUUUGGAGAAUCAUUUAUUCAGGAGAGGUUCUCAUGUUCAUCCCCUUUCUUGGGGCAUUAGAAUGAGGGUGGCUCUGGGGGCUGCGAGAGGGCUGGCCUUUCUUCACAGCAGUGAAGUACAAGUUAUAUAUCGGGAUUUCAAGGCAUCUAACAUUCUUCUCGACACGAACUACAACUCCAAGCUUUCUGAUUUCGGGUUAGCAAGGGAUGGUCCAACCGGUGAUAAAAGCCAUGUCUCUACCAGGGUUAUGGGAACUUAUGGAUAUGCAGCACCAGAAUAUCUAGCAACAGGUAGCUAUCUCAAUUUGUGUUCUCGCGUCGUUGUGAGAAGUCCUUGUUUUGUUCUUUUACUGAUACUAGAAAAUUGGCCCGCGCUCUGCGGCGGGUACUGAUGAAUUAGUAUUGAAAAUUAAUAUAGUCCUUAGAUGGAGGUGAACAUCUUAAGUGGUUUGAGAAGAAUUGUGGGUUAACCUGAGACAGGUGUACUAACUGCUGUAAUUAUCUUCAUAAUCUCCUUAGAAAAUUUGAUAGGAUUUUGGAAUAAAUAGUUUAAUUUACAAUUAUACAACAUGACUUCAAAUUUGAAUAGUUGAAUGUAUGAUAAUAAUUUAUGGUAUUUCUUAGGCAAUUAUUGAUUCGUGAUUUGUAGAGGUGGCAAAUCGAUUGGAUUUAUGGAUUGGUAGAUCUAUGGAUCAAAUGGAUUGGUGGAUUGAUCCAUGAAUCCAAAUAAAAUCCAAGUCUUGACCAAUAUGUAAAUUUUGAGAAGUUUAUGUGCUAAAAUCAUAUAAUAAAAGUUUAGGUACUAAACUGCUAUAAUAAAAAUUUUAAGGUACCAAAUCAUAAUUUUCCAAUGAUAUUUUUGUAUAAGAAAAUAAAUUUAGGUACCAAAUUGUAAAAUAUAAAAACUAUAGGUACUAAAUUGUAAUUUGCUAUUUGGAUCCGUGCAUCAAUCCAUAAUCCACCAAUCCAAUUGGAUUUGGAUCAAAUGGAUUAAAUUUAAAUGGAUUGGAUCUCUUGGAUAUUUAAGUGAAUGGAUUGAUUAAGUGGAUGGAUUGAAUUGGAUCAUAAAUUGCUACUCUAGUGAUGUGUGGCAAGAUGGUAAUGUACUUUAGUAAAAUUUAGCUUAUAAGUGGUAUUUAAACUUUGUACAAUAUAAACCAAGAAAGAAUACAUUGUCCUUAUACCUGAUUUUUACCCUUUUUUAUAGGCUCCAUAUUGGGGUGGUAAUGAGGUGGAUUUCCAUAAAACAUCAUCAUCCUCCUUUUCAAAUAGUUAAACUCGUACUCAUCCCAUACUCAUUUGAGGGAAGUUUUUGCAACCCUAACAUCAUACCCGCAAUUUUCUGGUACUUAUGUGUAAUAGAAGCCUCAUAUAUCCAAUAUUAUUAUGCCUAGAAUUCAACAUGUAGAUAUUCAAUUGUAACACCAAACGGACCUAGUGAUCAUGAAAUCAACAAAAUUACAACUAUUCUCAAUAUGAAUUCAAAGCAUACAAUCCUAGAAUAUACAUUAAUUCAUGAGAUACAAUACUAUCCAAAUCAUUCAUCUCUAACUUCGACAUAUCAAUUAAACAGUAAACUACUGAACAAAAGGAAAAAUGUGAAAGUGUAAAGGGAGAAUUGAUGGAAAUAAUUACAUUUGAACUCUUUAUUUUUUUUAAAUUACCCUCCCGUCAUAAAGAGAUUACAAUAUACUGUUGACAAAUUAUUUAGAAAGGUUUAUGUACUGUUGACAAAAUUAAUAGACAUUGACCUAGGUACUAUGAUGACCAUUUCAUAUUCUUCACAGCUAUACCGUCCAUUAUACAUAUACAGUUUACAUUUUUAUCGCUCUAAUGAAAGAAAAGUUUACAAAGACGAAAUAAAGGUUUUACUUAAUAGCAAACUUAUUGUUAUUUUAAGUACGGUAAUAAAUACUCCGUUUAAUACAUGUAUAUGUAUUCGUAUGUAUUUUAUCCCUUUAAAACUUUUGUAUUCGUAUUAUUGUCAAGUCUUUUCAUUUUUUUCGUUCAUUAAAUGACUCAUGUACUAAACACGUAAAAAACCCGUAUAACAGGUUUAAUAUCCGUAUUUAAUGAAUUAAAUUGUUUAUAAUUAUUUAUAUUUUUUUAAUAAUUAAUUUUUGUGUGUAUGACUAUUAACGAACUAUUAAACGUAACAUUAACUU